UGCAAGGUGAACACAUCAACAUCUACCGUACGACGAUCGUAAAUCUCAAUGGGCCCAUUUUUACAAAAUAACUCAAAAAAUUAGAAUAAUUAUGGUGUUUAAAGGACCAAUUAUUACACUAUAAGGGAAAUUAGCGGAGGAAAUAUCAACAAAAACGGAAAAUUCUUUGUCGUCAUAAAUUUCGAGUGAGGCAAAAAAAAUCAUCAUUGCGACGUUUGAAGAGCAAGAUAGCUUCGAGCCGCUCGCCGCUAUGAAGAAACGCGAGACAGAUUUAUGACUUUCGAGAACAAAAUCUGGCGGAAAAAUCAAAGUAUCGACUCGAUGUUUGGCGUCGAGCAACAACGUAACGACUCCGUUUCUGCAACCAAAGUGCGAGAAUAACGGCGCGAUACGAAAAACGAACCAAAGUUGGCCCGUGAUCUACAAAUCGGAAACGUUUCUUCUGAAAUCGCCGCAAAAUGAGCAAACUACGUUUCUUCCUGCGACACAGCAAUUGGCAUCCGAGUACGGCGGAGUGACGCGGAAACACAGUUUUUUCCUUGGCAUGACGACACCGACGACGACGAACGUUAUUGAUGACAAUCACAAUCGCAUUAGCAGCAAUAACGGCAGCAUGAAUGACAUCGAUUCGGGAGGCGGAACAGCUGCGGCACACACGAAUGUCCUUCAAACGCAAAUACCGCCAACAAUGUGCACAACUUCUCCCAAUCCCGUUGCAAUUUUAUUUCUCACGCUUCUUCUCACGAGCGGAGCUACAGCGUUAUUGUGUGCCGGCAUCAUGACGAAUCAGUGGGAAUUUGUGCGAUGGGACAUGGAUUUGGUGAAAAAACUCGCGAACGAAAGCGCGCCAACGAAAAAUAUCGAAUGGAUGUUGGGAGGAAAAGUUGCGAGAAUUCCCGUUGGAAGAGAGCAUCAUCAUCACGUUCGCGGCAAAAAUCAACAUCAUCACACGACAGAUCGCGGCGGAGUUUAUCUUGUCCCCAUGUAUGGAGGAAUUUGGACCAUGUGCGUUGAUUUGACGGGGGAUGAAAUACGAGAAAUUAGCGAGCGUGGAAUUCCAACGAAAAGUGUUUGCGUUAAUUAUUUGAAAAGUGACGAAGAGGAUGAUGAAGAUGAAGAAAAGAAAAAUUGGCGCGAAUAUGAAAUGCAACCAGCUUUGCAUCCGCAAAUUAGAAUGCAAAAUUUAUCCAUCUCAUGUUCUUUGGUAUGCCUUAUAAUAUUGGGAAGCGCCGCGCUUGUUGGUGCUUUUGGCGUGUGUCAACGACAAUUAAGUGCGAUUUUAGUAACUGGCGUCAUGUAUCUCUUAGCUGCUCUUUUUGCUGUUUUCACACUGACGAUAAUCCAUUUUAAGCGUUACAAAUCGCACACUGUCGUCGAAACGGAAUACAAUAUCGCCAUCGAUGGGAUUCUCGCGGCACACGGCGAAGCUAAAAUUGCACAAACACUCUUGGAAGCACGAAUCUUCACGACAGGCUGGAGUUUGGAGCUGUGCUGGGCAGGCGUAUUCAUUUGCACGCUCACGUCUUUCCUGUGGAUCUUUUUGUCGAAAAUACUGCGAUGGACUCCGCUUUCGGCAAUGUUGUAAAAACGAACUGCUCGAAAGUAGCUUUUAGUCACAUUUUACAUUUUAAAAAUUAAUUGAAUAGCAAUAAUUUUUAAGUUUUGUCGUGUGUUGAUUGUUCGUUAGAAGCAAUUGAAACGCUUUCUUUACAUUUUUAACGUGUAAGAUUUUAACUUUGUACUUCAAAUGCAGGACUGUAAACGCU
Messenger RNA from Culicoides brevitarsis, 1766 nucleotides. RefSeq lists its product as uncharacterized. Bases 545 to 1585 code for a protein of 346 amino acids. The record is from RefSeq and is a predicted model, not a curated record. Lineage: Eukaryota; Metazoa; Arthropoda; Insecta; Diptera; Ceratopogonidae. The transcript has 5 exons.